GUACGUCAGCAAUGAGCUGCUACCACCUCGUGAUAAUCCUUGCCACCGUCCUCUGCGCUGAGGUCCUCGCGAUUUCCCACGAGGUGCGUCCGGAACGGUUCGAGCAAAUGCUAGGCUUCGAGUACGUCAACACGACCGGAAUCCGGGUGAGGAAGUUCAACCGCACCACGUGGAUCUUUGACGGGCAAGGCGAGGCGUUCCAGGACUUUAACGAUGACUACAUGUUCACGAUCACGAUGGCGCACAGUCGGCUGGGGAACAACCAGUGGAACGAGUACCCGAUGAAGAUCGCCCGAUCGGGGGCUUGCGAGAUCCUGAACGGACCGUACAAGGAGUACCAGCAUCACUUUGUCGAGUACACGAAUCUGCCGCGGGUCGGAGAAGAGCGCGUAUGUCCGUUCAAGAAGGGUCUGUACUGGGUGAAGGAGUUUGCGCCCGGUACGGACUGGGUACUGCCGGUCGUUCCGGAGGGCUAUUGGCGGUUCACUGGGGAUGUGUACGACAAGGAGGGGCAGCUGAUCAUUCGGUUGGCCGGGUAUUUCCAUCUUUCGCGGAACAUGUUUGAAUAAAUAAAUUAGAAUUGGUGAAAGCUCAAUCUUAAGGUGAAACUUUCAGCCAUGUAUUCAGUUCAAUUUUACGAAUUUCUGCACC
Molecule: messenger RNA, 651 nt
Organism: Culex quinquefasciatus (southern house mosquito)
Lineage: Eukaryota; Metazoa; Arthropoda; Insecta; Diptera; Culicidae
Exons: 1
Coding region: 12-569 (185 amino acids)
Source: RefSeq, a predicted model, not a curated record